CACGCCCAAGAUUAAUCAGCCAAUCAGAGUGAGUUGGAAAACUACCAUGCUUUCCGCGCUUAUUCAAACCGUGUGACCAGCGGCUUUAAAUGGGGGGUGCUCACCUGUAGAGAGCAUUCGCAGAAAAUACAUCCUCAAGAACACUGCAUCGACAUCUAGACGAUAUACCGUGCCCGGCCGUGCGGCAUCUGUCGACGUUUUUGCACACGAAAUUCAGAUUUUGGGCUUGACAUUUACGUUGCAUCCCGCGUGAUAAAAGACCCAACAACAAGAUGGACCCAGUUAUCAUCGAGAGCGACAACGUCCGAUAUAGCAAGGACUAUAUCGAGUCCGAUUAUGACUACCAAACGACGAGCGUGCAGCGGAGAAAUGGCAGUUACGUGGCCACACCGGUGAAAACCAGGUAUACCUUCCGCACGAAGAGGACCGUCCCGAAACUGGGAGUCAUGCUGGUGGGGUGGGGAGGAAACAAUGGCACCACGGUGACAGCCGCGACGAUCGCUAACAAAAUGAAGAUGACCUGGAGAACGAAGGAAGGACUCCAUAAAGCGAACUACUUCGGUUCGAUCACUCAGGCGAGCACGGUGUGCCUGGGCACCGGCCCAGAGGGAGAGGUUUACGUGCCCAUGUCCGAACUUCUGCCCAUGGUUCACCCGAAUGACAUCGUCUUUGAUGGUUGGGAUAUUUCCUCCAUGAACUUAGCAGAUGCCAUGGAGAGAGCACAGGUUCUAGACUAUAACCUGCAAUGUCAGGUUCGUCCUUACAUGGAGACAAUGAAGCCCCGCCCCUCCAUCUACAUGCCAGAGUUCAUCGCCGCAAAUCAGGCGGAACGUGCUGACAAUGUACUCCAGGGAACCAAGCAAGAGAUGAUGGAUCAAAUUAGAAGAGACAUUCGUGAUUUCAAGGCACUGCAUCAACUAGACAAGGUGAUUGUGUUGUGGACAGCAAACACGGAGAGAUACAGUGAAAUCCGUCCCGGCCUCAAUGACACAGCAGAGAAUCUGUUACAGAGUAUCCGAGGUGAUGAGAGUGAAGUUUCUCCAUCAACGUUAUUUGCUGUAGCCUGUAUUUUGGAGGGGGUGACCUACAUCAAUGGGUCUCCUCAGAACACAUUUGUACCUGGAGCUAUUGAACUGGCCGAGAAGAAGCGAGUUUUCAUUGCUGGUGAUGAUUUCAAGUCUGGACAGACAAAGCUGAAAUCUGUUCUGGUAGAUUUCCUUGUGAGUGCAGGAAUAAAGCCAGUGUCUAUAGUCAGUUACAACCACCUGGGCAAUAAUGACGGCAAAAAUCUGUCAGCUCCUCAAACCUUCAGGUCUAAGGAGAUAUCAAAGAGCAAUGUAGUUGACGACAUGGUUGAGUCCAAUGACAUUUUAUAUGAGGACGGCAAAAAGCCUGACCAUUGUGUUGUGAUCAAGUAUGUACCUCAUGUUGGCGACAGCAAGCGUGCAAUGGACGAAUACACGUCUGAGAUCAUGAUGGGCGGCAAAAACACCUUAGUCAUCCACAACACAUGUGAGGACUCCCUGCUGGCCAGCCCGCUCAUCUUGGAUCUGAUUAUCAUCGCUGAAAUCUGUGAACGCAUCCAGUUCAAAACCGACAAGGAGGACCAGUUUCAAAACUUCAAUGCUGUGUUGUCGUUGUUGAGCUACCUGUGCAAAGCACCUCUGGUUCCCCGCAACACACCACUGGUCAACGCGCUCUUCCGCCAGAGGUGUUGUAUAGAGAACGUGUUUCGCGCUUGCUUAGGACUGGCACCUCUGAACCAUAUGUUGUUAGAGUACAAGCACUCCAAACUGCCACAGUACACUGUCCAACCUGAUAUUUACAGCAUGAAAGCUAAAAUCAGGAACCAAAUAAGUAAUGGACCAGUUCAAAAUGAAGAACCAUUAGUCCUUAGUAGCAGUGACAGUGAAGUUGAAAAAUAGGUGAACAAUGUACAUAAUUUGGCCAGAUGUUGACUGUAUAAAGUCUCUUUGUACUGAUGGAGUGGUGCAUGGCAUUAAUUAACUGUAGCCAUGGCUACUGCUUUAGCAGGAAGAAAUAAUUUCGUACAGAGAUUUUCUGCGUAAAUGACUACCGACUGUUGAAAAACUUCGCGCAGUUUUUUUUUGUAAACUAGCUAGUGUGAAUCGCUCUUGACAGAGGCCAUUCAUCUAGAUAUGGUCCAACAUUGCACUGUUAUUUUUGAAGGGGCGGGGCUUACUCCUUGGAUGAGUAAUUACCCUGAUUUGUAGAAAGAGUCCGUGAGUGUACAUCACAGUUGUACUGUCAGCUUGACAUAAUACUAACGGGUUGUGAAGACAGUUACAAACUAUACUUGUGAUGUUACCAUACUUAGCACAACUUUGCCAUUGCAUAUAUAUAAAUACUGAGGUGGGACCAAGUUAGCUGUGAGUGGCAUGUACUGGUUUACCCUCUUGUGAAUGAAUAAGUCAGUGAGUGAACUACUCUACAUCUAACUAAAAGCAGAAAUACUGGUUCCAGUAAAUAACUUCUGGAAUUGUGAAAACCAACAUUGAAACACACAAAUCACUCUUCCAACCAGGUCUUCAUGGUUAAACUUACAAAAUUGUAGUGAAUAAAUUUGCAUUGUCUGUGAAACGCAGACUAUAUUUAGUUGGGUUAUUUAUUCAUGAUAAUCUCUGUGGCACUGCUAGUUUCCAACAGUGUGUAGUGUAAACAUUGUGGUACUGUCGAUUUGCCAACAGUGGGUAGGUCAAUCUCUGUGGCACUGCCAAUUUGCCAACAGUGGGUAGGUCAAUCUCUGUGGCACUGCCAGUUUGCCAACAGUACAUAAGAGUACAUACAUGCAUUCAUGCACUCAUACACACAUACAUACAUACAUACAUGCAUUCAUUAUGAGUUUCUCAGCAUUUAAUGUCUUGAUGUGUUGACUCUAGUUAAAAUCACAAGUGAAGAAAUGAUUUUCAGCAUGAUUAAAGGUUUAACUCACCCCCAAAAUCAUCUGAAAAUCAUGUCAUCUGUGCUUUUUAAAAUGUACUGAAGUGUUUUAUACCUGUUUUGUUGAGAAAAAAUAAAAUGCUAA
Liolophura sinensis is the source of this 3046-nucleotide messenger RNA. RefSeq lists its product as uncharacterized. Lineage: Eukaryota; Metazoa; Mollusca; Polyplacophora; Chitonida; Chitonidae. Gene Ontology annotation, molecular function: inositol-3-phosphate synthase activity. The record is from RefSeq and is a predicted model, not a curated record. The coding region runs from base 273 to 1925 and encodes 550 amino acids. Gene Ontology annotation, biological process: phospholipid biosynthetic process; inositol biosynthetic process. The transcript has 5 exons.